This is a messenger RNA of Penicillium verhagenii, 1416 nucleotides long. RefSeq names its product aminotransferase, class III. The record is from RefSeq and is a predicted model, not a curated record. The coding region runs from base 1 to 1416 and encodes 471 amino acids. The transcript has 5 exons. Gene Ontology annotation, molecular function: pyridoxal phosphate binding; transaminase activity. Gene Ontology annotation, cellular component: cytosol. Lineage: Eukaryota; Fungi; Ascomycota; Eurotiomycetes; Eurotiales; Aspergillaceae.
AUGGCCAAGUCUGGUAUGGAGUAUUCAAUUCCCCCAUACACAUCUGCCCAUGCUACAUGUAGACUGCGCAGUGCGGUUCUGCACCGGGAUAGCCAUUAUGUUCCAAAGAAAGCUGUUGGCGGUAAAGGAAGCUAUAUAUUCCUUGAAGAUGGAACGGAAUUCCUUGACUCGACUGGCGGUGCUGCCGUCGCAUGCCUAGGCCAUGGCAAUGAAAGGGUCAAACAGGCUAUCAAAGACCAAAUGGAUCAGAUAUCCUACUGCCACUCUGGACUGUUUGGAACCGGUGCUGCUGAGGAAUUAGCCCAUCUUCUGGUUGACUCGACGGGAGGUAAACUGUCCAAACUAUUUGUGGUUAGCUCAGGAUCCGAGGCAGUUGAAGGUGCACUCAAACUUGCUCGCCAGUAUUUCCUUGAAUUGCCCGACCCGCAGCCCCAUCGUACGCGGUUUAUCGCUCGUCUGCCUUCUUACCACGGUACAACCCUGGGUGCGUUGGGCGUGGGCGGCCAUGUACUUCGGAGGGAGCCAUUUGAGCCUUUGCUAGCAAAGAACACAUCGCAUGUAUCACCUUGCAACGCCUAUCGCGACAAAAGGCAAAGUGAGUCUGAUGCUAGUUAUGUGGCCCGCCUGGCAGCCGAACUAGAAGCCGAAUUCCAGCGAGUUGGUCCGGAGACCGUGUGCGCAUUUAUUGCGGAGCCUGUAGUUGGAGCUGCUCUUGGCUGUGUCCCAGCUGUUCCUGGUUACUUUCCCGCCAUGAAACUCAUUUGCGAGAAAUAUGGCGCUCUAUUGAUUCUUGACGAGAUCAUGAGUGGUAUGGGUAGGUGCGGGACUCUUCAUGCGUGGGAGCAAGAAGAUGUUAUCCCUGAUAUCCAAACCAUAGGUAAAGGGCUCGGUGGGGGCUAUGCUCCAGUUUCCGGAAUAUUGAUCAACGACUCCAUUGUGCAGGUUCUUGACAAAGGAACUGGUGUGUUCCGGCAUGGACAAACCUACCAGGGACAUCCUGUCUCUUGUGCUGCUGCUUUGGCAGUUCAAAGAACAGUCCAAGAACAAAGUCUCUUGGAGAAUGUGCGAAAUAUGGGGGCUUAUCUGGAAAGACAGCUUCGCUAUCGUCUUGGGGAUCAUCCGCAUGUUGGAGAUAUUCGAGGCAAGGGGUUAUUCUGGGGGAUCGAGUUCGUCAAAGACAAGAGUACUAAGGAGCCGUUUGAUUCCAUAACUCGGUUUUCUUUUCUCAUACAGGAAAAAGGUCUUUCCUCGGAACAUGCGCUCUCACUUUAUGGCAGCCCGGGCACUGUGGAUGGUGUUCGUGGUGACCAUGUCAUAAUAUCUCCUCCUUUUACAGUUUCAAAGGAGGAAAUUGACUUGAUCGUUGACGGCGCUGCGAAUGUCCUGGCAGAGGUUCUUAAUGAUUUGGGUUUAUGA